UCGCGCACCGAGCGCUAUACUACAAGAACGUCGGGUGGCGCCGCGCCGGCCCGUAACGUGCGAGUGUUGUGUCACAGCGGUGGGCCAGGUCGGUUUCGAUAAUUUUUCGUUCCGACGACACAAUGGCCCUUAAUUCGGACGAACAGAAAUCGAACCUGGUCCUCCGCGUGGAUCAGGAUUCUGACUCGGUUUUACAAUCGUUGUUCGACACUGUGCUCAAGCCGGACUCGAAACGACCGCUACAGGUGCCUCUGCGUAUGCGACAGCUUCCAAAGUCGUUCUUUAACCCGCCGUCGACCGGUUCUAAGUCGCCAUCUGUGUCUCACUCGCGAGAAAACUCGGCUGACUCCGCGUUCGGGUCGUCGUCUGCGACGGGAUCUGCACCGGUCUCUCACUCUCGUGCGCACUCCUCACCUGCCAGCUUGCAGCAGACCUAUGCAGCCGGACAGCAAAACCAGCAGCCGCCUCUACACCAUCAACACACCAAGCAAAGAUCAUAUGAUGUUGGAUCUCACUUACCAGAUGAACUAGGCCCGCUUCCAGCAGGAUGGGAACAAGCGAGAACGCCGGAGGGGCAAAUAUAUUAUCUUAACCAUAUAACAAAGACGACCACAUGGGAGGACCCUCGCAAGACAUUGGCAGCGCAAACGGUGGCCAGUGGUGUGCAGCAUCAAAGCGCGGAAGCCUUACUUACACAGACUCCUUCACCACAGAACCUUCCAACAGCCACUCCAGCAGCGAAGAGUACAAGUACCUCGGCGACGACGGACCCCCUAGGGCCGUUGCCGGACGGCUGGGAGCAAGCCACCACUCCUGAGGGAGAAAUUUAUUUUAUAAACCACGCCGCUCGCACAACGUCUUGGUUCGACCCUAGAAUACCGCAACAUUUGCAACGUACGCCGGCUGCGAAUGCCGGAGCGGCGGGCGGUGGGUGGGCAAACGCAUCGGUCCAAGCAUGCCAACAGAAACUGCGUCUACAGUCAUUACAGCUCGAGCGUGAACGACUGAAACAACGCCAGCAGGAGAUACGGCUCCAGCAAGAAUUAAUGGCGCGGCAAUCUUCAUCCAUCGUGUCUUCCUUGACAAAUAGUACCGCGGCGAGCACAGACCUAUCUCUGGACCCCUUCCUGCCAGGUCUCAAUGACCAUCAACGCCAGGAGUCAGCUGAUAGCGGCCUGGGCAUGGCCGUCUCACAAUCCUACUCCAUGCCCCAUACUCCGGAAGGUUUUUUGGGCAUGGAUGACCGCAUGGACUGUACCAGCGAGGCCGGCGCGAACCUCGAUACAGAUAUGGCAUUGGGAGACACGGAUGAUUUGUUGGGUGACUUCACAAAUGACAUACUUCUGGACGAUGUGCAGUCGCUGAUCAACUCCACGCCAAACAAACCAGACAACGUUCUGACAUGGCUUUAGAUUGAUAUUCUUUGGACGCUGAACGUACAAUUAAUACAAUGUGUUUUCUAUAAUCAAAUUUUACACAAAAUGAAACAUCGACAAUAAGAACGGCUCAAAGUGACAAAUCGGUAAUACACCAAUUGUAAUUAGUAAAAUAACUCUAAAUUG
Messenger RNA from Pieris napi, 1562 nucleotides. RefSeq names its product transcriptional coactivator yorkie (gene yki). Gene Ontology annotation, biological process: hippo signaling; positive regulation of transcription by RNA polymerase II. The transcript is spliced from 6 exons. The record is from RefSeq and is a predicted model, not a curated record. Bases 123 to 1412 code for a protein of 429 amino acids. Gene Ontology annotation, cellular component: cytoplasm; nucleus. Gene Ontology annotation, molecular function: transcription coactivator activity; protein binding. NCBI's taxonomy places the organism in Eukaryota, Metazoa, Arthropoda, Insecta, Lepidoptera, Pieridae.